Molecule: messenger RNA, 1584 nt
Organism: Naegleria gruberi
Lineage: Eukaryota; Heterolobosea; Eutetramitea; Acrasida; Naegleriidae
Product: jmjc domain-containing protein
Exons: 3
Coding region: 1-1584 (527 amino acids)
Molecular function (GO): protein binding
Source: RefSeq, a predicted model, not a curated record
AUGACAACAAUCACUGCUCCAGGAGUAUCUGUUGUUGAUCCGAUCAACAAGGAACCAGCACAAGCACAAGAAAAUUUCAAGCCAAUUAUUAGAGAAAAAGGAUUGGGUUUACUCCAGGAAAUUCCUGAUGAUGGUAUUGUUGAAAUUAUCAUUCCAUACCUAUCAAAGAGUGAGCUUUGUAAUCUUUCAUUGGUUUCUAAAACUCUACUCGUAUUGAGUGAAGAUCAUAGUAUGUGGAGACAAUUUACAUUGAAUGAAUUUCAAGGAAACUUUUGGUAUGAAAAAUCAUGGAAAUAUACCUAUAUCCAUGCAUGGUGGUUGAGUAAAAAGAUUGAGAAACCAUGUCCAUUUACUGGAUUUUCAGGUACCUUGUACAGUAGAUGGAGUAGAUCUCAAUUUGACAUGUCACUUUUUGAUAUUCCAUUUUCACACAUUGAAAGAAUACCUGCCGAGAGUAUUACUUAUGAACAAUUUACUGAAAAGUAUAACAAGUUUCAAAUUCCUGUAAUUAUUACAGGAGCUCUUUCAAGCUGGAAAGCCAUGACUAAUUGGAAAUUGGAUUCAUUCUUGGAAAAGUAUGGUGAAGUUGAAUUUAAAACAGAUCAACAAGUUUCACACUUGGGUCCUCAUUAUUCAGAAUUGUACAGAGAAUAUCUUCAAGAUAAAAAGGAAGGAAAGGAUUUGAGUAAAUACGAUGAACACAGAAAGGAAGGCAAUAUCAAAAUCAAGUUUCAAAAUUAUGCCAAUUAUAUGAAACAUAAUCAAGAUGAAAAUCCAAUCUAUGUUUUUGAUUCAAAGUUUGCAGAAAGAGAUGUAAGACUUUUGGAUGAAUAUGAAAUUCCACAAUUAUUCAAGGAAGACUUUUUCGAGCAAUGUCUAUCACUUGAUGAAAGACCACUCUUUAGAUGGCUGGUUGUUGGACCUGCAAGAAGUGGUACUCAAUUCCACAUGGAUCCAUACUUGACAAGUGCUUGGAAUGCCUUAUUGAGUGGUCGUAAGAGAUGGCUCUUCUAUCCAAUGAGUCAUGUGAGUGAAGAUUUGGAGGAAGCAAUUGAAGAAAUGAAGAGUGCAGAACAAGAAAUGAUUCAAGAAAAGUUGCAAUUCGAAAAGCAAAUCAAGACUAAAUUAUUACACGAAGGUAAAAUUAACAAGAUUUAUGAAGAUGAAUUUGAAAUUAAGGACAAUGCUCAACCAGUUCCAAGCUAUGUACCUUGUUCUGAACCAAUUCAAUGGUUGACCAAUGAAUAUUAUGAAGCCCUUAAUCAAGGAAGAAGACCUUGGGAAUGUGUUCAAUAUCCUGGUGAUUUAAUCUUUGUACCAAGUACUUGGUGGCAUAUGGUCUUGAAUUUGGAUGAUACCUUUGCAGUCACUCAAAACUUUUGUGACAGCUCCAAUGUCCAUUUGGUUUAUUCUGAUCUUGUUAAGAGAAGCCCUCGUAUGGCCAAAUUAUUGAGAAGAGGAUUGCAAAGAAUUGGUAAACUCGAUCUCAUUCGACCAUACCUCUCUGAAGAGGAAUAUAAGGAUGCUGUAGAAAAGGCCAAUGAAACUGACGAUAUUGAAAUGAAAGAUAGUUGCAAUAAAUAA